CGAGCAGGAGCAGGAGCAGGAGCAGGAGCAGGAGGCAGGCCGCCCCAAGUGGCUGCUGUUCGCGAGGGAGCAGAGCGGCAACGCGCUCGUCUUCACGGCGGUGGUGACGCUACAGACGCGCAGUUUCGUGGCCGAGCUCAGCGUGGAUGACGACGCACUGAAGCAAGCGAGGAGCUGGGGCUCGAGAUGGACGCGGACGCGCUCACGGCGCUGCUGCAGAAAGCGUUGGGGCAGCGCGAGUGCGUGGACGUGGAGCUGGAGGCGGAGGGCGACGCAGUGACGGAGGUUUUCCUGUCGCUCACCUACAAGUUCAGCCCCACGAUCUCCCGGCGGGGGCUCUUCCAGCUGCCCAUUGUGGCGUCCGACGCGCCGCAGAGUCUGGUGACGCUGCUGACGAGUGUGCACGCUGCACCCCCGCAGUCCAUGCUCUCUGAACUUCAGCAAAGGGAGAAGGAGGAGCAGAGGGAGGCAAUGGUGGCUGCCAAGGUCAGGUCAGCCACUGGAGAUCAGAAGACGAGCAGCGCAAUAGCCACCCAGGAGACGAAGGAGGUGGCGACUACAUCGCAGAGCUCAGAUAGUGGAGCUGCCACCCCAGCGGUGAACCCGAUGGUGCUCAAGAGGAGACACGUCCCCACGGGAACCACGAGACGGAAGGGUCCUCGAGGUGCCAAGUUGGCAAAGAAAUAGAGUUGAGCACCAUUUGCAUGGGGU
Phytophthora sojae is the source of this 711-nucleotide messenger RNA. RefSeq lists its product as hypothetical. The record is from RefSeq and is a predicted model, not a curated record. NCBI's taxonomy places the organism in Eukaryota, Oomycota, Peronosporomycetes, Peronosporales, Peronosporaceae. The transcript is spliced from 4 exons. The coding region runs from base 187 to 687 and encodes 166 amino acids.